UGCUUCUAAUUACGAUUACGAACGGCCGGAUUGCUCAUUUAAUUACGCGCAUAUCCAGAGUGCACGAUGAAAUAACUUUACGGAAUGCGCUUUUCAAAACCUAUAUUCAAGUGUAGUAGAUAAGAAUCGACGCAUACAGGCGCACUCAAUCUCAGUGUAGAUUAGUUCGUCUGGUUGGACGGUAUAUUUUUUUUAUCUGGAAAAUGCGCGAGCAUCUCAUUUCAAGCUGACUUUGUUUAGUUCGUCGUGCGGGAAGCUGCUGGCCGGUUGAAGAUUGAUAGCUAUGACUGAUUAUUUAUAUUUAAAAAAAGAGUGACUUAGUUCGCGAGUGUCUAAAAAAAAUAAAAUCGCAAUGGAAUCGGCGGGAAUAAUUUCAGACUUGUUUCCCGAGUAUUUAGUUAGUUUUGUGGAUGAACUGGAUGAGCAUCCCUGGUUGUUUGCUUCCCUGGCGUCAAUUCUAGUGGGUCUGAGUGGGAUUCUGCCUCUGUUCAUCAUCCCGAUCGACGAGACAGCCUCUUUCAAGGAUGGAUCUGGUGCAGCUACACUGCGGAUACUGCUCAGCUUCGCAGUGGGCGGUCUGCUGGGAGAUGUGUUCGGUGUGUUCCUACAUCUACUGCCGGAGGCGUGGCAGCACGACUUCGCUUCUACGAAAGAAGGCGAACACGUAUCAAUGAAAUGCGGCCUCUGGUGUCUCUUCGGCAUGCUGGUGUUCAUCGUAGUGGAGAAGCUCUUCGCGGCCUCCGAGGAAGACGAGGAAGAACCUAAACAGAACGGCUCCAUCAAACAGAUAGAGAUAGAGGAGAUAGACAAGCUGCUGACGGCGGAGAAAAGGAAACGGGGGACGUCCGAGGGGGAGGGGAUUUGUGGGGGGAACGGGAUGGUUACGGCUAAGCAGCUGUAUGAUUCCUGUGUGUUUAAUAAUAAUACUAAAGGAGAAGGCGGGUGCUGCAGUAGCGGCUCAGUAGCUAACGGCUCGCCACAGCGGUGCGGGAAAGGCAACCGAUGGAUGGGACGGUGUCUUCUACGAGAAGCAAGGGAGAAAGCACUAGCAGCUGCUAAGGAGAAACCAGAGAGGAAAGACGUGGCGGGUUACCUGAACCUGAUGGCCAACUCCAUCGACAACUUCACACACGGGCUGGCGGUCGGCGGCUCCUUCCUCGUCGGCUUCCGCGUCGGCCUGCUCACUACUUUCGCAAUCCUAGUACACGAGAUUCCGCAUGAGGUGGGCGACUUCGCCAUCCUACUGAAGAGCGGGUUCUCGCGCUGGGAGGCGGCUAAGGCUCAAUUGGCGACGGCGUCAGCGGGCCUGAUCGGAGCCUUGACAGCCGUAAUAUUCAGCGGAGCCAGGAAUGCCAUUGAGGCCAAAACAUCCUGGAUAGUCCCGUUCACAGCAGGUGGGUUCCUCCACAUAGCGCUGGUGACCGUGCUGCCAGACCUGCUGCGGGAGGAAGACAAGUGGGAGUCGCUCAAGCACCUCGCCGCACUCGUUGCCGGCAUCGUGGUCAUGGCUGUCAUGACGCAUUACUUUGGAUAGGUAUCUAGGCCCGGAUUUAGAUACCUAUGACCCCUAGGCACUUAGUAUGGAACUCCGUUCUCCACCUGAAAACCGUUGCUAUGUUGCCUGGAACCAUAGGUCCGGGCCUAGUGUGAAAUCGGGUAGGUGUCUGGAAGUAGGGAGUCCCAGCAGUGGACUCCAUGCUCGUAAAAAUGUAUAGUUUUUUUUAAAGAUAGCCGAAUAUUAUGAACAACCUUAAUUUGGAUAUUUUUGAAUAUUCUAAGUACAUAAAGUGCAGUGACUACAAAAUUGAAGCCUCAACAUCAAUCACGUUGUACCUACGUCUAAUUGCAUAAAAUACCAGUUAUAUACAAUUAUACAUAUUCCGUACAUUAUUAAAACUUCAUUAUGCAUUGAUAAGGUUUUCAUAACUUUGAUUUUAUUUAUCCAUAUUUUUUUGAUGUAGAAAAUUAUAAAGUUAGUAUGUGCCACAGAUUUCUAAAACAGCCCUGACUGAACCCAAACUAUAAUUAUAUCUAAUAUAUGAUAUAAUAUCUCGAAUAUAUGAGCAAGCAGUAUUCGAAUAAAUAUUUUGGUAGAGCGAUGUGACUUGUUAGAUUGCGAUGCGAAUUAUUAAUUAAAUAAUUAUUAAGGGCAGUAUUCUGGUUCAAUUCUAAAUUCCGUGACAGUCGAGUCAUAAAUAUGUACAUUAUUUUACUUAUGGCAUAUUGAUUUCGACGUCACAAAAAUUAAUAUCUAAAUAUUAUUGUAACUAUAUCAUAGUUUUAAUAUUCACACACGAAAAAAUGGUGCCAUCUAAUCGGUGCAUCAAAAACAAUUAUCAAUUAUAAAAUAUUACACUAAUAUAAUAUUGUCAUAUUUAGAAAGUGGCAUGUCAAUUUGAUCAUUUUGAUCACUAUCAUCAACAUCACAUACUGUAUUUUUUUAUUGUACGUCAGAAGAAUAGUUUUUUAACCCUUUUCCAGGCCGCACCAAUCUACAAGGUUUUCCCAAAAAAUCCAAAUAUAUUCCAAUCAAUCCAGCUUUGCUGAUUAAUAUGAACACACUGUCACAUUUCUGGAAAGUCCAAUCUAAUUUGAACCUUAAAUCGGAAUGCUAAAGUUGAAAUUCUAUUGGCGCGUAUGUGGUCGAUAAAUCGUACUAUGCCUGGAAAAGGGUUAAAAUGAUAGGGAACUAUAAUAGAAUCACUUUUAAAAUACAUUAUAGAAACGUUCAAAUCACACUUUAGUAAAUAGACUUAGCCAAAGAAGAAUAGCAUUAACAAUAGACAUAUUAAUUAUAUUUUAACUUUUCAUGAACACACUUUUUCGUCACUUCUUAACUUACUCUAAUACACAUCGUCAAUUCGUCACAUCUGUGUGUUCGAGAUUUUUCUGUAUAAAUAUAAUAUCAAAUACAUUUAAUGUUUCAUAGUCGAAAAUAUGUUUAAGUAAAUAUUUAAAGAAGAGAUUGAUUUAUCUCCACUAUAAAGUAUAGCUAAGUCAUAGAUGUUAGCUAAAAAUCACCAUAAAAAAACAUAGACAGGUGGUAUAGUCUGUCGAUUUGUAACUGGCCCCGAGCCCUAAUCCUUUGUCUAUAGUUAAGUAAAACCGCACGUACCUGUAAAAAAGGUUCGUGUAAUUUUCUACGGUUACUGAGCUCAGUGAGUGUGGCGAGUCGAACCAGUCUAAAAUAUGUCAUCCAGAUGCGUAACAAAGGCGAAGAGCGCACCUACACUGGUUUUAUGAGCGUUGGACUAGCCCGCGCUCAAGUGCCAAUUAGAAUAAUUAAGACCCUUUUUUGCAGAUAAGUAGCACGUGCGGUUUUACUUAACAAUAGACAAAGGAUUAGCAGUUCCGGGCCAGCUACAAAUCGACAGACUAUAAAAACAACUCUUACAAAAAGCAUGUUUUUUCUGUUAUUAUAACUUAUUUUUUCUGCCCCAACAAUUUAGUUGUAAGGUUAUACUUAUACAUUAAUGUACAGUAUAUUUUUGUAAAUAUAUUACGACAAAUAAUCAUGAAACAUAUACGAACUAGCUAUAGUACAAAUAUUACUCCACUUACCAUGUGAUACUUUUUGUAAAUAUAAGUUUAUAAUUACAAAACCGCUUUGUAAAUUAAGUUCAAUUAUGUUCAAAUAAAAAAUAAGGAAAAUAUAAAAGUUGAAACUAGGUUAAACCUAGCAAAACUAACACAUUCACUGCCAACGUAUUCGUAGCGCUUCGCUCGUAGCCGAUCCCAGCGUUUUCCCGCUUUGUAGCGGAAAGCGACUACGGACAGAGAACCCGCCGAGCGUGUUACCGGCACUCAAUGUGUUAAGGAAGAAAAAGAAAUGAAAAGACGUACAAAAUCAAAAAGUUCCGUUCCAAAAUAGCUCUAGAUGGCGCUGACAUCCGGUGACGUUGGCUACAUAUUGUUUGCAUUAUGUUAGAAUACUUUCCAGUGAAAUAAUACAGCGCCAUCUACUUCAGCUGUAAAAUUACAUCAUAAGAUUUGCACGUAUUUUUGCGUCUUAGUAUAUCUAUGUCUAUGUUUCAAUUUAAGCCCUCAACUUCCAAUUUUUUCUUACUAAAUCGAAAUAAGGCUUAUCUAGUUUCAACAGAUAAUUCAUUGACAUGUAGUUUAUUAAGUAGUUAUUAAAAAUUAAUAUGAGGUCAAACACUAUCCAUAUACAAUUAUUUAGAAUGUAUGAUUCUUUUCCUGAUGCUAACCCAAGUUAUGUUGCAUUAAUUAUUAAUACCUUGCAUUUCAUCGUAGUACGUAAUAAUUUGUGAUAUAAAAUUGCCAUUUAGUAUUGUAGACCGUUGCAGACGGGCCAAAAAUUGCAAAAAUCCUGGGAAUUGUUGGCCCGGAUAGCGGCCGUGUAAAAUUAUUUUUAAUUACUGUUGGAAAUGAAUAAAGUACUUUGAAGUGGA
Cydia splendana is the source of this 4412-nucleotide messenger RNA. It is a transcript of the gene Zip99C, whose product is annotated as zinc transporter ZIP13 homolog. NCBI's taxonomy places the organism in Eukaryota, Metazoa, Arthropoda, Insecta, Lepidoptera, Tortricidae. The coding region runs from base 353 to 1534 and encodes 393 amino acids. The record is from RefSeq and is a predicted model, not a curated record. The transcript has 8 exons. Gene Ontology annotation, biological process: intracellular zinc ion homeostasis; zinc ion transmembrane transport. Gene Ontology annotation, molecular function: zinc ion transmembrane transporter activity. Gene Ontology annotation, cellular component: membrane.